Molecule: messenger RNA, 969 nt
Organism: Cotesia congregata
Lineage: Eukaryota; Metazoa; Arthropoda; Insecta; Hymenoptera; Braconidae
Source: the annotation of a GenBank genome assembly
AUGGAUUUCAGUAAAAAGUCUAUGAUGAAUUCAACGCCGAUUUCCAUCAGUGGCGAUAAUACUAUUGGAGCUAUGAGAUAUUUAUCAGCAACACAAAUAAGUUCCAGACCAGAAUUUCUCCAAGAGGAUACAACUGACGAUAUUAUUAAUAAACUCAAACUUCUACUAAAUGCUAUCCAUGAAGUAUCAGCGGAAAAUAAAGUCCUUGAGAGGGACACUAAUAAGAUUUUAAGUGCAAUAGAUUUGGAGCCACAAUCAAUGUCUCGAGAAGUAAAUACAGGGUUGAAUAAAAUAACAGCGAUUUUGAGGAAAGAAAAUUUAACUGAAAUUGACGAAAAUAAAUUAUUAAUAAAUAUGGAACGUAGAAAGUUAGAUGAAUUAAAAAAAUCACGGGAGGAUAAAGAUUUGAAAAAAAAAUAUGAGGACUUGUGUAAUAAAUACGCCAAUAUUCAGGAUAAAUUUCAUUAUGUACAAGAAAAUGUUAAUUCUUUAAAUGAAUUUAUUGUUGCAAAAAGUAAAGACAGCGACAAUGAUUAUGCAAGUAUAGUUCAUAAAUCAGCAAAAUUGAACGAUUACAAUAAAGCAUUAAGUGACAAGGAACAGGAACUAGCACUCAUGGACAUACCUCAUGAUUAUCAGAACAAAAUAUUAGAAAAACAUAAAGAGUACAUGCAGUCAGCUGGGGAAUUAGCUACGAUUAAUAAAUCAUUAAGUCAGUACGGUGAUUUACCACCUGACAUUUUACAAGCACGAGCUGUUGUCGAACAAUGUGAUGCUAAAGCUUGUUCGGAAAUUGGUAAAUUUACAGGUUCAGAUAAUGAGAAAAAGUCAAUACCGCUUUUACUGCUGACUUUUGUAUCCUCUUCAUCUGAAGAGUCUGAAGCAUAUGUGAUGGCAUCAAGGGCCUUUGAAGUUUUAGUUUCUUCAACCUGUUUAUUGACUUGGAUUCAAAAUUGUUUAAUUAAUUAA